AUGCCACCCUUCGAAGGGCCAGACCCGGAGAACUUUCCUUCGGCCUUUCGAAGAGAUCAGCGGGGUGAUGAGAUGAUAAUGGUAGCGGACAGAAGCGGGGACUCGCAAACGCUGAGCGACGAUCUUGCUCUUCAACCAGGCGAUCUCGUGGAGUUGAUAACCGAUCAUAUCGGCCGACUUACAACGACAGCUGUGUUUACCCGAAAGAUCGGACCUCACAUAUUUCAAUUCCUCACAAUUCGCGGAUCAUGGUUCCACACAAGAAGCUCUGCAGCCGUCUUUUCCAUACCCAGCUUCUUCUCACCGGAGGAAAUGGAUCAAGUCUUGCCAUACCUUCCAGCCAACGAAUCUGCUCUGAAGGAGGCUCGGAAUUCCAUGUUUAUCCAUGACUGGUCCGUGCCUAGGGAGGCAAGCGCUCCGCUGCUGCGGAGAAUGCGCACGUUUGAAAACGAAGUCGAAGAUUUGACGCGUUGCUGGGGCCGAGCACUCUUUGAUGCACAUUCAUCGGUUGCCCAUGACACUGACAAUAAAUACAUGACACUCAAGGAGAUGGCGACGGAAAUUUUCCCCAAGGAAGUUGAACACAGUCCGGCCCUCAUGUUUGCCCUGGAAAGAACCCUUCUACGUCAAACGGAGCGGUUUGAACUAGAUGGGAACUCUCACCGAUCCUCGCAUACCUUCUUAGUUCGUUCUCGCUCGAUCCUCGAUGCGUACAACUUCGUCGUGCGACGUGUGCGAAGCGACCGGGAAGACAUGAUAUAUUUAGUAUCGAGUCGAGAAGAGCUUGGGAAAAUGGGCGGUCGUGCCUUAUACCUCUUAAAGGGUCCGGACUCCUAUUCAACGCGCUUUCUACCAAAGUUCGCCGAGAAAAUACGACAGCUUGUCUCGACAAGUCGCGAGUCCCGGUCGCAGUUCCUGUCGCACGCGUGCAUAGGACCAUACAUACCCUCAGACACUGACAAGGUACCAGCACGGGGUGACACACCUCUGCAGGAAACAUACAGCGCUACCUUCAGCGAGCUUGAAAAUAACAUAAUUAAUUUCCUGGAGUUCAGCUCGGUUCGCGAUCAGUUCGCGUCCGAUACCGCGGCAACGUCAGCUCUCGCACACAUCCUGCGGCUCACGCUAUGCUACGAAAACCAGUCCUCAGAUAUUGAGGCGCGGGAUUUUAAUUACGGCGGUGCAUAUAAACUGCUUCAAGAAAUCGGCGUGCUCACGCCAUUCGAAAACCGAAAUAAGUAUAUGCCCUCGCUAGGGAUUCCAGGCUACCAUGGGCAGAAAGAUUCAGAAGACAUCGAGGACCUUGCAAGAACGUUGGGUCAGACCAAGUCCUGGGAUCUGAAAGACGAUAUGAGCGACCUUCGAGUCGAUUGGAAGGACAUGAGCGUCUACUGUAUCGACUCGGCAGAUGCAGAGGAGCUGGACGAUGGCAUCUCGCUUGAGCGGGUGUCAGGAAAUGAGGAACAAUUUUGGAUCCAUGUCCAUGUCGCCAACCCGACCUCCCACCUCCAUCCCGACUUUCAAAUAUCUAAAAUGGCCCGGCAUCUUCUCGGGACUAUCUACUUUCCGGAAGGAAGCUGUCCGAUGCUUCCGAAGGAUGUGAGUCAGGAAUAUUUCAGUCUCGAGAGAGACCGCCCGGUCCUGACCUUCAGCAUCAAGCUGGAUCUAAAUGGGGAGGUCCUGGAUCGAAAGAUCCAGCCAGGAACAGUGCGCAAUGUCGUUUGCAUCACACCGGAUCAGGUGAACGCAGCGUUAGGGAAGGCUCAGUCCAUCCCUAAGUUUUCUCUGACCGUUGGCGGGACGUUCCCACGCAAGUCUGACAGUAGCCCGGAGGUUCAGUUGUCCAAAUCCCAAAUCGAGGACUUAGAAACCCUUUCCCUCCUCGCCGAGUACCGGGCGAAGAUUCGCCAGAAUUCCGGUGCCCUUCUUUUCGGCCAACAGGGCUCGGUCACCGUCCGGGUGGCCGAAGACUCGUCGCACCGCGGGCUGCAAUACCGCCCCCCGAGUCGCGAUCGGGCUCGGUUCAUCCAAGGGGACCCGAUCAUCAGCCUCGAAGCAACUCCCUCGCAGCCCGCAUUUGCCGAGAUCUCCGCCGGGCAGCGACUAGUGAUGGAAUUCAUGACGCUUGCGUGCGAAACGGCUGCGUUCUGGACCCAGAGCCGAGGCGUACCGUCGGUCUAUCGACGGACCGUCUUCCAGGGGAACCGAACGGACCCGGUGCGCUACUUCAAGGAGAAGGUUCUCCCCCAGCUUUCCGGGGGCGGUGUCGCGGACCCCGAAGUCUUAACCAACUACCGAGACCUGGUGGGCGGCUCGCUCUAUUCGACCGAGCCCGGCCCGCAUUAUCUAGUCGCCGUCGAUGCCUACUCCCGCGCGACCAGCCCGCUCCGUCGCUAUCUCGACAUGGUCGUGCACUGGCAGAUCGAGUCCGAACUGCGGCGCGAGGCCGGCGGCCAUGAUCAAGGAAGCUGGGCCUACCCGUUCUCCGCCGCCGCGCUGGAAAAACUGGCGGUGGAAGCGGAAUGGCGCGAGCGCGCGAGGAACAAGGCGAUUCAGUUCUCCAACGAUUUCUGGAUCAGCAUGCUAUUCUAUCGGGCGUUCUAUCACCAGGAAGCCGCGCUCCCCAAGACAUUCACGGUCGUGGUCAAGGAGGUGUCGCCCGUGCAUCAGGAUGCGUCGGUCGUUCCACUGGAUUUCCCGAUUCCGUUCCUCCUUUCAGCAGAUGAAGGGGUGCGGUUGGAAGUCGGCGAUCUGUGGGAGGCGGCGAUCACUUUCGUCGAUACGUAUGAUCGAAGCCCGCGGGGGAGGCUGCGGAUGAAAGGGAUCCGGAAGGUCGGCCAUACUGAUACCCUGUACUUGUAA
This is a messenger RNA of Eremomyces bilateralis CBS 781.70, 2862 nucleotides long. Its product is annotated as RNB-domain-containing protein. Gene Ontology annotation, biological process: mRNA catabolic process. The coding region runs from base 1 to 2862 and encodes 953 amino acids. Gene Ontology annotation, cellular component: exosome (RNase complex); P-body. Lineage: Eukaryota; Fungi; Ascomycota; Dothideomycetes; Eremomycetales; Eremomycetaceae. The transcript is spliced from 2 exons. Gene Ontology annotation, molecular function: RNA binding; 3'-5'-RNA exonuclease activity. The record is from RefSeq and is a predicted model, not a curated record.